AUGUCAGCCCCCAGAGAAACCAGAAAGAAGACCACUAGAAGAAAGAAGGACCCAAACGCCCCUAAGAGAGCCCUUUCCGCGUACAUGUUCUUUGCCAACGAAAACAGAGACAUUGUGCGCGCGGAGAACCCGGGCGUGACGUUUGGCCAAGUCGGCCGCAUUCUGGGCGAAAAAUGGAAGGCCCUGACGGACGACGAAAAGGUCCCUUACGAAUCCAAGGCCGAGGCCGACAAGAAGAGAUACGAGUCCGAGAAGGAACUGUACAAUGCCACCAAGGCCUAG
Messenger RNA from Lachancea dasiensis, 282 nucleotides. Lineage: Eukaryota; Fungi; Ascomycota; Saccharomycetes; Saccharomycetales; Saccharomycetaceae. The record is from the annotation of a GenBank genome assembly.